This is a messenger RNA of Nicotiana attenuata, 540 nucleotides long. RefSeq lists its product as uncharacterized. The transcript is spliced from 4 exons. Lineage: Eukaryota; Viridiplantae; Streptophyta; Magnoliopsida; Solanales; Solanaceae. The record is from RefSeq and is a predicted model, not a curated record. The coding region runs from base 1 to 540 and encodes 179 amino acids.
AUGGCUUUUUCUCUUUGCAUGGAUGAUGGUACACUAUGGUACCAAGGGCGGCUAUGUGUUCCAAAUGUAGAUGGUCUCCGGGAAAGAAUCUUGAUCGAGGCUCACACUUCUAGGACUAUGCGCACUCCACGCAAGUUUGACUCCAUUUGGGUAAUUGCGGAUCGAAUCACGAAAUCAGCACACUUCUUGCCGAUUAAGGCUACCGACACAGCAGAACAGGAUUUGGAGUUCAAAGAAGAUGAUUGGGUAUUCUUGAAGAUUUCCACCCAUGAAGGGUAUAAAGAGCUGGUAUUUCAUGUAUCUAUGUUGAAGAAAGUGGCCGGAGAUCCGUCGCUUAUCAUGCCAGUUGAGACUGUUGAGGCUAAUGAAGAACUGACAUAUGAAGAAAUUCCGGGUGCCAUUCUUAAUAGGCAAGUCCGAAAGUUGAGAAAUAAAGAAAUUACCUCUGUGAAGGUGUUAUGGAGAAACCAGCAGGUUGAAGAGACUACUUGGGAGGUCGAGGAAGAGAUGAAGAAGAAUUAUCCCUAUUUGUUUGAAUAG